This is a messenger RNA of Oncorhynchus nerka (sockeye salmon), 7597 nucleotides long. Its product is annotated as protein turtle homolog B-like. Lineage: Eukaryota; Metazoa; Chordata; Actinopteri; Salmoniformes; Salmonidae. The record is from RefSeq and is a predicted model, not a curated record. Gene Ontology annotation, molecular function: protein binding. Gene Ontology annotation, biological process: cell-cell adhesion.
UCUAAGCGAGAGAGGAUGCGAAAGGAGUGCAGGGGAGGGAUAGAGAGAAGGAAAGCGCCGGUGAAAAAGUCAGCAGUAUGGUGCAGGGCAUGAUAUCAACAGCAGCAGAUAGCGCGUUUAUUGACCUGGGGGCUCCGCAAUGAAAGGUUUCUUGCAAGGGACACUUUGAGAUAUGAUGAGGUUUCUUUCUGGUUGGCAAUAGUACUAUGAUUUGGUAUGUGGUCACUUUGAUAGCAAGUGUAUUCAGCACCCGAGGAACGGCAGCUCAAGGUGCCCACGGCGUGCGAGAGGAGCCCCAGUUUGUGACGGCGCGCGCUGGAGAGAACGUCAUCCUGGGAUGCGACCUGGCCCACCCACUGAACGGCCAGCCCUAUGUGGUGGAAUGGUUCAAAUUCGGAGUGCCCAUCCCCUUCUUCAUCAACUUCCGCUUCCACCCGCCUCAUGUGGACCCGGAGUACGCCGGCCGAGCCAGUCUGCACGGAAAAUCUUCUCUGCGGAUUGAGAAGGUGCGUUCAGACGACCAGGGCUGGUAUGAGUGUAAGGUCCUGAUGUUGGAGCAGCAGUACAACACCUUUCACAACGGCAGCUGGGUGCACCUCACAGUAAACGCUCCCCCCAGUUUCACGGACACGCCGCCACUGUACGUUGAGACCAAGGAAGGCGGCAGCAUCACCCUGAGCUGCGUUGCUUCCGGCAACCCCAAGCCCUCCAUCAACUGGCUCCGGGAGGGUGAGCCCCUGGAGGACCGCAUCAAGUACAAGGUUUCUGAUGGGAGUCUGACGGUGCUGUUGGUCAGCCGCGAGGACAGAGGGGCAUACACCUGCCGAGCCUACAGCAUCCAGGGGGAGGUUGUCCACACCACACGCCUGCUUGUCCAAGGGCCACCGUUCAUCGUUUCCCCUCCCCAGAAUCUGACGGUGAACAUAUCCCAGGCCGCCAAGCUGGACUGCCUGGCCGAGGCCUACCCUGGCAACCUCACAUACACCUGGUUCUGGGAGGAUGACAACGUCUUCUUCAAGAAUGGCCUGAGGGACAGGGUCAGUAUUCUGGUGGACGGCUCGCUCAUCAUUGGCAGUGUGAAGCCAGAGGAUGCUGGGAGAUUCACCUGCAGCCCCAGCAACAGCCUGGGCCGGCCCCCAUCCGCCUCGGCCCAGCUCACAGUGCAAUACCCUGCCCGUGUCAAAGACAUGCCACCUGCCAUUUAUGUGGCCAUCGGCCUGCCAGGCUUCAUCCGCUGCCCGGUGGACGCCAACCCGCCCGCCACGCUGGUCAAGUGGACCAAAGAUGGCAACCCUCUCCGGAUAGAGAAGUACCCUGGUUGGAGCCAAAUGGAGGACGGGAGCAUCCGCGUGACUGAGGUGACGGAUGACUCUCUGGGCACCUACACCUGCAUGCCUUACAACGCCCUGGGCUCUGAGGGUUGGUCCGAUCCCACUCCCCUGGUGCUAAAGGAUCCCCCCAAGUUCUCGAUUGUUCCCGGAGGGGAGUACAGGCAGGAGGCUGGGAGAGAACUGGUCAUCCCCUGUGCGGCUGAGGGAGAAUUUCCCUAUCCCAACAUCACAUGGAGGAAGGUAUGGAAGCCCAGCAAAAGCAAGCACAAUGUCCUCCCCUCAGGUACCUUACAGUUCAAGUCCCUAAGCAAGGAGGACCAUGGGGAGUGGGAGUGUGUGGCCACCAACGUCGCCACGAGCAUCACUGCCAGCACACACCUCCUAGUUAUUGGCACAAGCCCCCACGCCCCGGUCAACGUCCAUGCGGCGGUCUCCACCACCUGGGCCAACGUGUCAUGGGAGGCUGGCUACGACGGCGGCUUUGAGCAGACAUUAUCAGUCUGGUAUGGCCAUGUGGUGAAGAGGGAGCAGCUGGGCCCACAUGAUUGGCUGUCUAUAGCCGUGCCUUCUGGCCAGACAUGGCUGGUAGUGCCCGGCCUGGAGCCCCAGACUGCCUACCAGUUCAGUGUCCUUGCACAUAACAAGCUGGGCACGGGCCCCUUCAGCGAGGUCAUCACUGUGAACACACUAGUCUUUCCUAUAAGUAUACCUGAACCCCUGGUGCUGCUUACCCCACCACGAUGCCUCAUAGCCAAUCGGACGCAGCAGGGCGUCUUGCUCAUGUGGAUCCCGCCGGCCAACCACACAGCUCCGAUCGAGCGCUACGUCAUGGAGUUCCGCCUAGGGGAGAGGUGGGAUGUCCUGGACGAUGCCAUCCCCGCUGGAGAGACAGACCUGCUAGCCAGAGACCUCAUUCAGGAGGCAUGGUAUGAGUUCCGGGUCAUAGCAGUCAUGGAGGAACUGGUCAGCGAGCCCAGUAACACAGUAGGAGUGUCCAGUACAGACUUCUUCCCACCCCCGGAAUUGGUGGAUGAGGGGGGGCUGGCGCGGCCGGUGGUGGCUGGCAUCGUGGCUACCAUCUGUUUUCUGGCAGCUGCUGUCCUCUUUAGCACACUGGCAGCCUGCUUCGUCAACAAGCAGCGCCGACGAACGCUCAAGAGGAGGAGAGACCCCCCUCUCUCGAUAACACACUGCAGAAAAAGUGUGGAAACUCCGACUCCUCUUAGCCCAUUGCCCGGCAUAGAGCCCUACUGUGAGGGGCCAGACGCCAGCAGCUACCAGCCCCCGCCCUCCAGCCCUCAGUCCUCCUCUGGUAAGGAGAGUCCGGAGAGUAUGCGUUCCAUGGGACAACCAUCAGAGUGUUCUGAGGACGGGCAUAGCAUGAGCAUGAAGAAGAUCCCCUCGAGUUCUGCGAAGAAGGAAGAACUCUCCCUGUACAAGAAAACCAAGCGAGCAAUAACGAGCAAAAAGUACAGCGUCUCCAAGUAUGAAAUGGAGGCAACCACGCCAAUUGAGCUGAUCAGCCGAGGCCCUGACGGACGCUUCGUCAUGGACCCCAGCGACAUGGAGAUGAUUUCCAUCAAGCCCCGGCGAAUUGAGGGCUUCCCCUUCGUCGAAGAGUCAGACCGCUAUCCCGAAUUCCGCCAGUCGGAUGAGGAGAACGAUGAUCCCGGGCCCAUGCCCCCCAUCAUGGCAACCCUUCGACCUCACCAAAUCUCCCCCAUCUCCAGCCAGGAGUCUUACCUGCAGCCACCAGCCUACAGCCCCCACUUUCAGAGACCCAUGGAAGGUAUGACCAUCAUGGAGAGCAGUCGGCUUGAGGCCACGGGGCAGAUCCAAGGCUCCCUGCACCACAGAGCCUUCCCCCAGAGCCACGAUCACUUCUACGGGUACCUUGGCAGCCCUGGGGAACCCGACCCUCCACCCCCUUUCUACAUGGUAGACACCAGCCCUCUGAGCUCUGUCAUGUCAUCACCACCUUACCACCCCGAAGGGCCCUUUGGUCACCACCGCAUCCCUGAGGAGAUGGGGGAAGGAGAUAUUCAUCACUAUGCCGUCUCAAGCUUCCCCCUUCCCCUGACGCUUACCUCUUCCUCUCACUCCCCGGAGAUCUGGCACAGACCCGAUUUCCCCUUUGCAAAUCUGGAAAGGCCCCACUUCAUUUUCCCACCCCACCAACCUUUGCAUCUCCACCGGGAACCUUUUUUCCCUCCUCCCCAUGUUCUUCCCCCUGGUGCUCUCCAGCCAUCCUCUCUCCAGGUGCCCUCCUAUCCCGGUGUUCUGCAGAUGGAGGUCCCAAAGGGCUGUCCAGGCAAGUCUCCCAGCAAGGUCAAGCCUCAGGGCCUUCCAGUCAAGCGUUUAGCUAUGCAAGAGGCUCAGAGUCUAGGGAAGCUAAGACACAUAAGCUACGGUAUGGGUGUGCCGGUUUUGCCUUACCCCGACCCAACAGCCCUCAUGGGCAGCCCUAGCACAUUCAGUAGCCUGGACACCCGGUGGUUUGAGCCUACCCCCCGGCUCAGCCCCAGGCAGGCUCGUAGAAUGGAGCCUAGCAUGAUGGUCCUCCAACCUUCCCGCCUCUCGCCCCUCACCCAGAGUCCACUUAGUUCCCACGAGGGCUCCCCAGAGAUUCUAGUGCGACCGCGUCCCCGUCCUAGCUUCGUCCAGCCCUCCAUACCUCCAGAGAUGUCUGAGAUCACCCUGCUUCCCCCCUCUUCAGCCAGCUUCUCUCGGAGGUCGUCUCCCUCUUCCUCUCCCGCCCAUGGUCAGGUUAUCAAGAGGGCAAGUCCCAGCUUCCGCUCCCACAUGGCCUUUGCCACCUCCGCCACAAGCUACCCGUCCCAGUCCCCGUCACCCCCCAUGGAAAGCAGCAACAUGUUUGGGCAGAUCCCAAGUGAUCCCAUUGGGCAGAUACCAUCCCAGAGGAGAACUGAGGAGGAGGUCCUUCCGUCCGAGCCCUCUCCACCCCAGUUUUCAGCUUCAGGAAAUCGUCGAGGUGAGCCGAGUGCCCCUGCGGGGUCUGAGAGGUUUGAUGCAUUGAGGUACCAACGUAUUAAAAAGGCCAAGAAGAUGAUGGUGGUCAACAACAACAACUCCAAGUCCAGAAGAAAAACAGGUGUCUCCACCUUUCAGACCCAGCAGGACUACACCUCUCAGGUACUCCAGCCCGAAGAAGCUCUCUACCUCCGCACGAAGAAGAAACGGCCAGUCAGACAGGACCCGUAUUCCCGCUUCUCCGCUCUGCUGUACCGCCGCCCGCCCCAGGAGGACCGGAAGGCCAUUUUGGCCAGCAUGGAUAACAUGGACCCAGACCAUGCCACUCUCCUCUGACACUGUGGGGGAGUCAGGUUACACUCUUCCCCCAAAAUGCCACAAAACCCCACCUGGAAAAUGAUCUCUCAGUCUAAAGCGUUGCUCAUUCCCCAGCAUCAAUCAAUGGAUUUAAGUUCCUUUUUUAAAAGAAGUUGAAAGUAAAACAGUGGCUAUCCAAUGUUUCCAAAGUUUUACUCCAGUGCAAAACAUUUAAUUUUAGGGAAGCAAUACUGUGUGCUACAACAUAGAUUACUUUGAAACAAAUGUUCUAACCAUUUGGAAAAGGACCCCGUCUGAGGUUUUCACUUUCUAUCUCAUCUUUAUACUUCAGUACAGGCGUAGCCCAUUGUAAAUACGGUCCAUGAAGCCUAGUACGGUCUCAGUUUACAGCACCUUGCUCACCUGAGUAUCCUCACCUGCCUCACUCUGCUAGCCCUCUAUCACCUCCCAGAGACUCUCCCAUCCACACAGGGUUCUCACUCAGAUCCUACAAAAUAUACCUCAGAGCACAGGACAUGGCACCACAACGAGGCUCAGCUAGCUGAACACAACUGUAUUGGCAUGUAUGUUUAUGAUCUUGUAACUUAUUUAAGCAGGGUUUGGUUGAAAUUUGACACAAUUUUAAUAACUCCAAAUGUGAAAAUCCAAUUGGUAACUGUCACGAUCGUCGUGAGGAGCGGACCAAAAUGCAGCGUGGUAUGUGCUCUUGAUGAUUUUUUAAUUAAAGAAAGCACUAAGCACUAAACACUGAAUACAAAACAAUAAACGAAUAAGACGCUAUAAUGAGACCUGUGCUGACACAAGUAACUAACAUAGACAAUCACCCACAAACAAACAGUGACACCCAGGCUACCUAAGUAUGAUUCUCAAUCAGAGACAACUAAUGACACCUGCCUCUGAUUGAGAACCAUACUAGGCCAAAACAUAGAAAUCCCAGAAUCAUAGAAAAACAAACAUAGACUGCCCACUCCAACUCACGCCCUGACCAUACUAAAUAACGACAAAACAAAGGAAAUAAAGGUCAGAACGUGACAGUAACAAUAUAUACCAACAAUUGAUUAGGUCGAUGUAGGUCUACUAUAAGUUGUAGAAUGAUAUCAUGCAGAUCAAAAAUCUAUCCCUGGGCUCUGGUCUUUUGACACCAUAACUGAAGUGUUCAUAAUGGCUAUUAGGGAAAUGGAGCAUGUUAUGCUUCACAUAUUUGAUAUGUUGUGGACAUACAGUAUCCAUCAUCAAGUAUUCUCUUGGAAUCAUUUAGAAGGUAAUUGUACAGUUUAGUUACUCUUUAUAAACAUUCAUUCAAUUUUAUUCUCCCCUAACCCCAUAAAGGAAUGGUGAGUAUAUCCCCUUAUGGGGAAGAUCUGUCAUAAAGUAAGCACAAAAGCUCAUAGAUCUAUUUUGAAUAGGGUGAGGGGAAGGGAUUACAUUGGGAUUAUGCUCCAUUUGAACAGAACACUCUAGGCUUCUGUACAUCUCUCAAGGCAUACAACCUCACACACUCUACACAACACAGUUACUAUUCAGGUUGGACUUUGGUUGUGUCAUCGUCUGGGAAAGGAGUUUGCACUGGAGCAAAAGUUUGUCUUUUGCCAUUUUGCUAAAUAAUGUUUGUUUUUCUCUUUAUUUGAUGCCAUCUUCACUUGUACUAUUAUACUUACUGUAGCGUUGUGAAUAGUUCCGAGGGCUCCAUAUCCUAUUUAAAAAGUACUAUAGUAAUGCCAAAAAUACUACAACUUCCUUAAUCAAUAAAAACAUCACGUGUACUGUAAUGAGAGGAGGAUAGGAUUUUGUGCCAUAGUAUACUAUAGUAUUUUUUCAUUCAUAUGGGCCUGAUUCGAUGAACAAGGGGCUUAUGAUGGCCUCUAUAGGGCUUCUUCUGGUUGCCCCCUUCAGUUUUUUUUGUUUUUUGGGGGUCUUUUUUUGUAAUUUUGUUCUCAGUUGUUUAUGAAAGUAACUGCCUUUGAUGGCCAUUUGCUUUAUUUGUAGCCUUGGCAUCUUUUUGUCUUCGUGUGCUUGAAAUUCCACAUGGCUGUGAUGAGAAGAAUGUCUCGACACUUGUCUAUUCUCCUUCGGAAAGAUCAAUGGAGGAGCUUCUUGUGGAAUAACGGCUACGCAGAGCUGCUAAAGUCUUUAUUUAAAAAAAUGUGUUUCCCUGUCAUUGAAGGGUGCUUUUUUAUAAAUUGGCCUGGAUUAUCAUGUCGAUAUAGACAUAUCUAGGCUCGUCAAGGCUGAGCUGUGUGUGGCAUGGCAAUGGGGGGGUGAUCUGGUGAUAGUCAGUGUUUGGAAUGGUUUCACCCAUACAUGUAGGAACACAGGUGCUGCUGUGCACUGGAGACCAAUUGUUCAUAUGUUUUGGUUCUACUGUUUGUUUCACUGUUGGUUUGACAUUUCUCUGAAUUAUGUAAAGCAGGCACUUUGAUUUGGGUAUAUUAACACAUUUCCCUCAUUGGGUAUAUUAUUGAUACUGUACAAUAAAGGCACUUAAAGGUAACCCCCCCCCCCAAAAAUGUUGUUUUGGUAUCUGUUUCAUUACUUCAUUGUUGACAUAGUCAACAUUUUGGGACUUUGUCAAUAAUGGACUAAUGAAACAAAUAUCAAAAUAUAGUUUUUGUUUGGAGUUUUCCUUUAAGAGUUGCAACUUCAGGUGCUAACAAACUCACCAAAACUGAAAGUGGUAUUUCUACUUGCAGAGAGAUUAGUAAUUUCAGAGGAAUGACAGCUACCACAUAUAUGAAAUUAUACUGUAAUUGAUCAUACUUGAUGUUUUAAGGUUGGUGCAAUACAACCAUACGCCUUUCAACAUCCAUCUUGGUGCUUCUUAAGCUGGAUGUGUACAUUGAGUCCAAGAGAGUCUGAAUCAUGGAUACCAAUGCUCAUAUUAUGUUUAUUUUUUGGCGUGUAGAACUUAUAUACUUUGCCUGCAUAUGUAUUUUACAUCAUAAACAGAUUACAUAUUG